Spirodela intermedia is the source of this 2371-nucleotide messenger RNA. NCBI's taxonomy places the organism in Eukaryota, Viridiplantae, Streptophyta, Magnoliopsida, Alismatales, Araceae. The record is from the annotation of a GenBank genome assembly.
AUGGCGGUGGAUCCGAGACAGGUGCUGGGUGCCUUCCUCACCCUCUCCAUGUUUGCCAUGCUUAGUAACAUGGUCAAGCGAGAUUACUUCGACUCUUCCGAGGUAAUGACAACACCCUUCUUCUUCUUCCUUUCUCUUGCUCGCAGGGUUUUGAUCUCUUUCAGCAUUUGGCUGGGUCUGAUUUCAUGUCAAACCGACGGUGCUGCUGUGCAUGUGGCUGCUUCACCCGAUAGGUGUCGCCAGGGAUCUUGUCUUCUCUCACAUCAGGGGAGAGUCCUCGAAAUCGAGCCUAACCCUGUUCACCUCCAUUACACCCACUGGAUUUUAUGUCGUUCGAGCGACUGGUUCGUCCUUCAGCAAGGUUUAUCUAGCAUUGGCAAUGGACUCCGAAUGGAAGUAGCCUCCCUCCGAAGACAGACCAAAACCCGUCCCCUCAAUCCCUUCUACUCGAGACCUUCAGUACGAUUCUUCAUGUCGAUCAGUCUUAGGCGGACUGCGUUCGAUCCAUUUCCGGACGCCGUCCUCAGUUUUUCCGUUAAAAGAAGGAAUGCUGAGCCAGGUACAGAAUGAACAAUUGAGAUCAUCUUGGUGAGAGUUGCUAUCCGUUUCCUUUAAGAUUUUCAGUUCGAAAAUCCCAAGAUCCACGGCGCUUCUCUGAAGAAAUGCAGUCGAUGAUAUGCUACGGGCCGGAUUUCACUGCGAAUCAGCUCGAUCUUUUCAUUUCCUUUUUUUUUCUUGACCAACCAAAAAAUGCUGCGCGUCUUGCAUCCUCCCAGCUGGUUACAAAAUCUGCUGGUAUAAGAUCUUCGGCAUGUGAUCGAUCGUCGUCCACAGGUGGGCUUCCAAGGUGUCUCGAGUGUUCAGUUUGGGGUGAUCAGGGUCGAAGAUAAAGGUGUCGACGACCUUCCGUCUGCCAGCAAGGGGCCUUGGAGGGAGCGAGACCCGGAGCUGAAACCUUGCUGGACGAAGCCGUCCCCAUGUAAGUUUCCUCUACCAUAUGAAGAAACUCAGAGUGAUUAAGCUCUCGGGUAAUUGAAUCCCUUUUUUUCUUCCUCGACUCGGUCUGCAUGCGAAUUCAGUGCCAGCAAAGUCAAAGGGCUACAUCACAUUUUCGUUGACAAAUGGUCCUGGGCAUCACGAGCUACAGGCAUGCGGCUUCUUCCGAUCAUUUUUAUUCCCUAUAAUUAUCACCAGCACAGAUUAUUAUCUCGUGAUUAUAUCUGGCGUUUCAGAUGGCGGAUGCGGUGGUCGUUGCAAGGUUCUUAGGGGCGGCGCUGGUUCUUCCAGAGAUCAGGGGGAGGGAACUCGGGCAGCAGAGGUGAUUCGCCCCUUUGGAUUAUAAUCGCUUCGUCAUGCGCACAAUUCAUCUUCUUCAGCGAGUCAAGAUGGUCGCAUCUUAUUUGCAGGGCCUUUGGAGAUGUUUACGAUGUUGGGAAGCUGAGGAGCAGCCUGGAUGGCGUUGUCGAGGUGAUUGAGGAGCUCCCGGGUGAAGUAGCUGUAGAGCAUCCAGCCGUCGUGAGGAUCCCUGAUGGAGUUACAGAGGGAUAUAUUUCGAGCAAUGUGGAACCCAUUUUCCGGAAGAAAGGCCACCUGAGGCUUGCAGUCUUCUUCCCUCCGGGGAAGAAGAAUCUGAGGGCGGGCUCAAGACCCAGAGAGGAGCUCGAUUCUCUCAGAUGCUUGGCUAGAUUUGGAGCGCUUGAGCUGAGCCCGGAGAUGCAGGAGGUGGCCGUCUCUAUGGUUGACCGGCUCAGAGCCCCCGGCCAGAAGACGGAUGGCCAUUUUGUCGCCGUUGACCUGAGAUUGGAGGUCUUGGACGGCAAGAGCUGCAAGGAGGAAGCCGUCCGGGGAAGGAGAAGCUGUUACAGUCCACAAGAGGUGGGGGAGUUCUUGACGAGGGCCGGCUUUGAUGCGGGCACCACCGUCUAUCUGACCCAGACCUGGUGGCACGAAAGUCUCGAUGCUCUGAAGGGAAUGUUCCCAAGAACGUUGACCAAGGUGGGAAAUUUCUCUCUCUAAGACUGAAACCAUGAUUCUUCUGAGAAACCCACCGAUGAGAUAUAGAUACCCAGUUUGGGGGCUAACGAAUCUCUGGUUUCCGAAUUUGCAGGACGAUAUAAUCCCCCCGGAGAAGAAGCGUCAGAUCCUCAGCUCGGGGGGGGAUGACCUGGGGAAGGUUCUCGAUCUCUACAUUUGCUCGCAGAGCGACGUCUUCUUGCCUGCCGUACCAGACCUCCCCUUCCACGGCAGCGUCGUCGGAAGAAGGAUCGCCGCCGGCAGGACGCAGAUACUCUCGCCGUCUUCUUCCCCGCCGGAGUUCAUAUCCGCCGCCGUCUCCGGCGGAGGCCACGAGGCGCUUUCCUGCUACUGCUGA